AUGGAUAGUGAUUCUGGCGAGAUGAGGAAGGCGCAGAAGUGCAACAAGGGCAUAGUCCUCGACAAAGCGAUCCAAUAUAUCGCGGAGCUGGAAAAGGAAGUCCAGAGGUUGUCGAAGGAGAAUUCUGCACUAGAAAUGAUUGUUAAAGGCAGGGUCCCUAAUUAUCUUAUGUUGGGACUUAAUAAGGCAAUGGUGUAUGCGUAA
Cadophora gregata is the source of this 204-nucleotide messenger RNA. RefSeq lists its product as uncharacterized. The record is from RefSeq and is a predicted model, not a curated record. The transcript has 2 exons. Bases 1 to 204 code for a protein of 67 amino acids. NCBI's taxonomy places the organism in Eukaryota, Fungi, Ascomycota, Leotiomycetes, Helotiales, Ploettnerulaceae. Gene Ontology annotation, molecular function: protein dimerization activity.